AUGCUAAGGCUGCUUCAGAGUGAACGGAGUGACGAUAUAGCUAACCUCAUCAAGAAGCAUUGUUCGCGGUUGAUGGAUAAGGCGCAGCAGCUCAAAGAGCUGCCGAGUGAGCGCGCAGCUCAUGCCAAGAAAGAAGCUGUCAGGCUCGAGAAUGCUGCCAAAGAAGCCGAGAAGAAUUUGAGGUUCUCGCAGGCAGCCAAGUGCUUUGCCGAUGCUGCAGCUGCAUUUAAACAGCUGCGACUGAAGUCCAGCGGACAAUUGAAAGAAUGGGCAGGACGACAAGCCAUUGCGAUGAUAGAAAAAGCCGAAAAGUACACGACGAAUGCGAAGGCUGCCAUGUCAAACGUUCCCCGACGGGCCAGUGAAGAUGAUUGUGUCCUGGGAUUACCUCACGUACCUGGGAAAGCUGAUACAACUCCGGAAGAGGCAAAACAACCGAAUCUCUAUGAAAAUCCGGCGGCCACUGCUGGUGUGCCUGAGAGCCUUACUUCUUCUUUCGUUCAAGGAAGGUCGAACAAAACCAAAGAGGAGGAGCUUGUCAUUCGGCAGGGGAGCAAGAUAAAUGGCAAAAUUUAUGAGCCGAUGUACGUGAAUGAUACAGAUUACUCAAACUUCUCAGGUGACAUCUUUAAGGAUCCAGCUGGUUUGCCACCUCUUUCACAGAAGCAGAAGAAGGAAGGUGCUGUCUGGGCAAGAAUUUCUCAAAUCUACUCGAAUCCCGUGGUGAUCAAGCAAUUCACGUACGAGAAUAUCACGCAGACUUUGGUAGGAGAUUGUUCGUUUGUGUCUUCUCUUGCCGUAUGUGCUAGCUGGGAAAGGAGGUAUGGAAGAACCUUGAUCAGCAGAAACAUCUAUCCGCAGAAGAACAACGUCCCUGUCAUAAGCCCUUCAGGAAAGUACAUGAUCAAGAUGUAUUUGAAUGGAGCUGUGAGGAAAAUUGUCAUCGACGAUUAUCUUCCAGUGGUUCAGAGCAUGCCGCCUCAGCUAUUGUGCAGCUAUUCACGGAUCGGCGAGGAAGCAUGGCUACCCUUAUACGAGAAGGCAUACAUGAAACUACAUGGAGGGUACGACUUUCCAGGCUCGACCAGCAGCAUCGAUCUGCACGCCCUCUGCGGAUGGAUUCCUGAGACAUUCCAUUUGAAAGAAGACAGCAAGUCCAGGAGCGAUCCGGAAGAGGCCUGGCGGCGGUUGGAGCAGGGGCAGAAGAAGGGGACUGCACUUUUCACCAUGGGGACCAAGUCACUCUCGGCUGACGAAGAGGAGCGAUCAGGACUUGCAAGCCAGCAUGCGUAUGCUGUGCUGGAAGUAGUCAUGGCCGGAGGAAGGAGACUGGUGAAGCUUAUGAACCCGUGGAGGAGGAUGAGAUGGCGGGGAGAGUUCUCGCCGCACGACGAAACAAACUGGACGCCAGCACUGCGAGCUGCACUAAAAUACGAUCUUGACUCAGAACUGCUUGAGGAUAACGGAGUUUUCUGGAUCUCGUGGGAAGCGGUCCAAAAUUUCUUUAGUUCAAUUCACUGCAGCUGGAGUCCAGCUCGAUUCAAGUAUCGAAGGAAUGUACAUGGAAGCUAUCAGAACGUGAAGAAUCAGCGGAGAUGUUUGGAUGACAAUCCUCAAUACCUGCUGCAUGUCAGAGCGUCCACCGAUACCAUGGUCUGGGUCCUGCUUGACAGGCAUUACUUGGACACCAACGACGAGCCCCACAUCGCGUUGCACGUCUAUCAAGGAAACAGGAGGGUGUACUAUCCUGUCAAUCCUCUCAUUCACUCCGUGUACAACAACAACCCACACUUCCUCAUCCGGCUCAACUGCCGCCAGGGAGAGAACACGUUCGUCCUUGUGGUCUCCAUGUACGACGAGGGGGCCAAGAUGAAUUUCACGCUCACGUCAUACUCGGCAGACCCCUCGGCCAUCACUCCGGUGCUGGACUGCCCUAAGAUAGAAGUCAAGAGAAGCAGUUUCUCCAAGGUCUUCAGACAUAACUGGGCUGAGGAAUCGGCAGGCGGCAGCAUCAACACCGACAAGUUCGACAUGAACCCCAUGUUUCGGAUCGACAGUCAGCACACCCAGCGCAUCUUCAUCAAGAUCCGCCCGUCAGGAAACUCAUCGGUGCACGUCGGGAUGCACUUGUUUGUAUCUGGAGACCGCGUGCGUCGGAGUGAGGCUCAGGAGAUGACGAGUCUCGAUGGAGAGACCCAGUAUCGCUCGGAGUGCAUAUGGCGGGAGUAUCAGAUUGCUGAGGGCAGCUACACCCUGGCCGUGGCAACCUUUGAAGUCGGCUAUGUCGGAGAAUUUUUGGUAACGAUAAAGGCGGAGAAUGAAGUCAGGAUCGCCAAGUUGCCACCAUUCAGAGCCGCGCCUGCUGUGGAACCAGCGGGUGAGGAAAAUUCACCAAAAGCAAAUGACGGAGAAGCAACUUGA
This is a messenger RNA of Guillardia theta CCMP2712, 2421 nucleotides long. RefSeq lists its product as hypothetical. Gene Ontology annotation, molecular function: calcium-dependent cysteine-type endopeptidase activity. The coding region runs from base 1 to 2421 and encodes 806 amino acids. NCBI's taxonomy places the organism in Eukaryota, Cryptophyceae, Pyrenomonadales, Geminigeraceae. The transcript is spliced from 3 exons. The record is from RefSeq and is a predicted model, not a curated record. Gene Ontology annotation, biological process: proteolysis.